This is a messenger RNA of Salvelinus sp. IW2-2015, 2274 nucleotides long. RefSeq lists its product as uncharacterized. The record is from RefSeq and is a predicted model, not a curated record. Lineage: Eukaryota; Metazoa; Chordata; Actinopteri; Salmoniformes; Salmonidae.
UUGAAGAAGCGUACUCAGGGCUGUGGUCAGUGUGCUCCUGCCAGCGUACAGAUUGUGGUAAUGUGUCUACCUGGACAAGCCCAAGAACGGCGGAGCCACAAGAAGAAACAGAAGUGAAGUACCGCGCUGUCUUAAUAUGCCCACCAAAAGGGACUUAAUGGGAAGCUACUUUAAGAAACACCUGACAGAAGACCCAGGUGGCCAGAGUGUUCGCAUUGGACGAGGAAGUGCUCUUCCAGGAAGUGUUCCUAUUUCACCAGGAAGUGUUCCUAUUUCACCAGGAGCUGUAGUAGGACGUGGACCAGGAUAUGUACUAUUAGGAAGGACACUUUCAAAAUGGCGUAUGAUAAAACCAGGAAGUGGAUCAACAGUUGGCACAGGGAGGGGACGUGGUCGGCCCCCUAAACACUUCACCAAACGGAGGAGACGAGUAUGGAGCCAGGGCCCCGAGAGUGAUACGACAGAGACGGACGAGAGUGACGAGGAAGAGGAACCAGGUUACACCGUUUCCACCCAGUCGUUGGAGCACAGCCCUGRGGGAGAGGAUGGAGAGAGAUGGGCGGAACUACAGGAGUACGAYGACGAUGUGCCUGAACAAAUAUAUCAGAUGUCUCCAUCCUCCAUCGUGCCUGUAAACCCCGGUAGUGGUUUAUCUGAGUCAGAGGAACCCUACCCCAGCAGCUGUGUGCAGCCCUACCCCUAUCCCCAGCCCUACCUCUAUCAGCAGCCCUACCCCUAUCCCCAGCCCUACCCCCAGAGCUGUUACCAGGGCGACCAUGGCAACCUCCAGUUCAUCAGGAUGAACGGCAACCAAAUUACCAUCACCCCUGGCCCCAGCCUCGCUUCUCAGGCCUCCACAGUCCUGGAACCUGCGGUUGAACCCCCGUCCGUUAACUACAUGACAUCUGAACCAACGGCUGUGCAGCAAAGAGGUCCGCCUCUACACCAGCCCCUGACCGAGCCCUCCUCACCGUACAGUAUGAGCAGGACAGAGACGGGCACGCUAGACUACACCGAGGAGGAGCAACUCGUAGAGCUGUUCGCCGAGAUACCUCGAACCGUCAUCCACCUCGGACCACUUGACCCGCCAGAGGUCACAGGGUCAAAGGGCAUGCCUAGGUUGACCGCCGAGGUCAUCCACGAUGUCACUCCCGAUGAUGUCACUCCAGAGAUCACAGAGAUCUUCAGUCUGGCCGACGGCAGCGAGUCCUGUGGUGACGGGAGCGAGGCAGCUCUAUUUGGGUUCCUGAGGGCCCUGCGCCGCACGGUGCUACCAGCCCACUGGGUCGGGGUCAUGGCCAGGGGACCUCUAUUACAACUCCUCCAGUGCUCUAAACUCUCCACCAUGGCUGACACGGUUCUGCUGAUCCAACCGGGCUUCUGCUUCCAGGUGACGGUACAGGGCCAGCCCCUGCUGCUGACCCACCCCCUGUACGAGGUCCACCCUCCCCGCCUCGGAACCAUCACCCAGCUGGUCACUCUGCUGCUGGACCUGGAGACCCUGAUGGUCUGCCCCGGCUUCCCUGUCAGGCAGCCCGCCCUGGAGGACACGGGCAUGGAGGUGAUGGAGCCCGUCCUUUGUGUGAGGGCGGCCAUCUGUGAACUGCUGGUCCCCCUGGAGGAGGAGAGGUGUGAGAGGUGUAGAGACAUCGUGGAGGAGGAGGACCUGGAACUUGUGGAGGAGGGGGGACUGGAAUUUGAGCUGGAGUUGGGGGAGGAUGGGUGGGUGUAACAGGGUUGGAGGGUGUGACUUGAACCCCCGGGACAAGACUGUGUUAGCCUGCUGAGCUAAAUCCUAAACUUGUGUUAGUCCACCAAGCUAAAACUCUAGGCAGGUUUACUUGUUAUGCAAGUGUGGUUCACGGAACCACGUAAAUACAGGAACCCAAGUCCAGGUUGCUCAUCAAGCCAGCAUGGUUCACCGUACGGGACUUUGUUUUUUGGAGAACCAGGACGUGGAUGGGUACACCUCCAAACCAACGCAGAAGUGCCUGCGUAUGAUUGACAUUCAAUUUGGUGCUUUUAGAAAUAGAAUGACUAGAAAAUCAUUCUAUUCAUUGUAUUUCUAUGACUAGAAUUCUGUCUUUAGUUAUGGACAUGACUGAAAAUGUCUUCCAACACAUCACGGGUCGUUUACCAUUAGAUCAGGCAGACCAGUGUUGUUUUUUACUUCUGUAUUUGACACUUAAUGUUGUUGGCAUUUAAAACAAAUGAAAGUUCUCAACACGAGGCAACUGGGAUAUCAACAUGACUACUUGUCUUUGGUUUCUGGAC